Messenger RNA from Andrographis paniculata, 786 nucleotides. RefSeq lists its product as uncharacterized. The record is from RefSeq and is a predicted model, not a curated record. The coding region runs from base 120 to 542 and encodes 140 amino acids. The transcript is spliced from 2 exons. NCBI's taxonomy places the organism in Eukaryota, Viridiplantae, Streptophyta, Magnoliopsida, Lamiales, Acanthaceae.
AGUCGCUAAUCAUAAUGUAGCUGCAUCAAUAUGCACUUCUUCAGUACGGUAGCUUCAAAUCCUCAUUCAUCUUCUUAUGUAUUCUAGAAGAAAAAUUCGAUCUCUCGAAGCAGACGUCCAUGGAGAAACCGCUGAAUUCGAGCCCCAAGAGACUAAACAAGCACUCGAAAAGUUGCAAAAAGCAGCAGCAACCGCUCAAAGUUGUUUACAUAACAAACCCUAUCAAGUUCAAAGCCAGCGCCUCGGAAUUCCGCGCGCUUGUCCAGGAACUCACCGGACAAGGCGCAGUAUAUCCGGCGGAAUACGCCGGUUUUCCGGUCGACGGAGGAGAUGCGGGGGCUGAAUCGGAAACCGUCGCCGUCGCGGAGAGCGAUAAUGCUCAUGCACUGGUAGACGACGAAGUAGCGGUAGAUUCGAAGCUAGGGCGGGAAAGUAGAUCCGAUCCGCCAGAAAUCGGGUCGGGUACGGACGGCGGAUUGUACGGUGGGGAUAUGGUGGAGAAUUUGAUACACGAUGUUCUCGGAAGCUUUGAUGGAAUUUAACGGAAGUUUCUUAGUGGUUUGAUUUGAGAGUAAUGAUCAAAUCUGGCGAUUUUCCUGCAUCGAUCGAUUUGUGAAUUUAAUUAUCAUUUGCUCUAAUUUGUAAAUCAAAAUUACAACCAAUACUUGCAUUGCUGUUCAUCUGUUUAAUUUGAUAGAUUCAGAAAAUGAUUAUAAGUAGCUUACCUCAAGAUUUUGGAAAAAAUAUAUAUGUGAGAAACAAAUCUAAAAGAUUUAGAUUAUGUAA